This is a messenger RNA of Symbiodinium pilosum, 553 nucleotides long. The record is from the annotation of a GenBank genome assembly. NCBI's taxonomy places the organism in Eukaryota, Dinophyceae, Suessiales, Symbiodiniaceae.
GACAGGCAGCGUCAACGUGCGAGGAAGGGCCGCGACAGCGGAACAGAGCUGAAAAGCCCGGUGCUCCUGCAGAAAAUGCUUCGGGAGAAUCUUCAGGAGAUGUGCAAAGACCUGGGCUUCAUCUGCAAUGGCAAAAGCAAGAAGGACAUCAUCAACCAGCUCCUUCAGUACCACACUGCGGGUUUCAACCACAAGGAGUGGAACAAGCUGUCCGUGGAAGAUCUCAGAGAACAUCUUGACCUGCGCAAGUUGCCAAAGGUGGGCGUGAAGUCCGAGCUUGUGCGGCGCUUGAGUCAGGCGCCGCUGCCCGUCCUGGACUUCGAGCUUAGGUACGCGAGAGACAUGAAAGACUGGUUGCGCAGUGUUGGGUUGGCCACGAAGGGCAAAAUCGCAGGACAGCUCCCGGAGAUCAAGAAACGCUACAGCCUUGCAAAGCAGCGCUUGUUCGAGGAGGAAGCAUUCGUGCAAAAGUUGGACGAUGAGUCUCUGCGGGCGCUAGAUCGGAAGGCCUUCCAAUUUGGUCGCAAGGAGUUCGCAAGCGCCAUGGGGAAGU